Molecule: messenger RNA, 1570 nt
Organism: Paramecium octaurelia
Lineage: Eukaryota; Ciliophora; Oligohymenophorea; Peniculida; Parameciidae
Source: the annotation of a GenBank genome assembly
AUGAUUGAUUAUUCGUACCUAGCUCCGCCAAAAGAGGCUAAUGAUGUUGUUCACUCUAGUAUAUAAAUCAGAUUUUAAUUUUAGACCAUUAUAUCAAGCAUCAAGAGUAGGAGAAGGGAGUUAGGAAAAUCUACGAAACAGUUGUUUAUGAUUAGUUUGAAAUGGAGAAGGUAAAGGAACUUAAGGAGGAGAUUAAGAAAUAGAAAAUAAUACUCUCUUCUGAGUAGAAAUAUCUUUAUAUUAGUUUAGUUGGAAAGAAAGCGAUUAUUUAAGAAUAAGCUAUGCUGGAAGAUUUGAUAAAAAGACAGUGAUUAAAGUAUACUGUUGUUUAUAAACAAGAAACUUCAAUAACACAUAGCUUGGAGAUGUAAUAAGAUUUAUCAAGAAAUCAACUCUCAUUCGGAAUCAUUUUUAAAGGAAGGAAUCUGUUACCUUUUGGGUAGAGAUAAAUAAUACAGACCUAUUGUCAUAUUGAAUGCCCAUUAAAUCGAUUAAAAAAAAGUAUAUAAUUCCACUCUAUAUGAUUAGCAUGAUAAGGAAUAGAUCUUUUAAGCUUUGUCAUGUCUCUUAGGAAUAGUAAAAAAAAAUAUGUUUGUUCCAGGGAAGGUGGAAACCUGGGUCUUUCUAUUAGAGACCAAUAACCUGGGAGGCCAGGGUUUGUAAUAAAAAGUCUUAGAAGUAUUGAUCGACAAUAUGAGUACUAAUUUUUCAGGUUACCUUGAAAGAAUGUUUGUUUUAAAUCCUUCAAGCGGAAUCAACUUUUUAUGGCAAUAAAUUAAAGCAUUUUUAGAUGAAGAAACUAUUAAUAAAAUUAGUUUCCUCUCAUCGAAAGAAAUUAAACAAUUAAAAGAAUUUAUCGAACCAAAUUAAUUAGAAGAAAAAUUCGGAGGCACUCACCCUAAUUUAACAAAGUUUUGGUAUUCCUCUAUUUUAAUUAAGGCCACCCUACAAUUUGGAUUUGCCUGAUGGAUAUACAAAGAAGGAUAACAAAAAUAAUUAAAAAUAGAAUAUGAAAAUUCAAAAUAUGAAAAUAGAAGAAGAGGAAGACAAUGAUCCAUAUGAUUAAGUCGACUUUAAUCUCCAUGAUUUUAUGAAAUAGUAACAAUAGAUUUAUUAUUCCAUUUCUAAUAAGCCAAACUAAUAAAUUCAAGAAGAAGAUAAACCUGAAAAUCCAAGAUAAGAUUAAUCAGAAGAUAAUCCAUAAUCAGACUCUAAAUAACCACAUAAUUAAGCUUAAUAGAAUUAUUAAAAACCUAUUUUAGAUGAACCGGAAUAACCUGAAUUAUAGCAACAAACAUUCAAUCAGGAGGAGGAAAAGAAAUAAAAUAUCCCUCAGAAUUAUGAAAUCAAAGAAAGCACUGAGUAGGUUAUUUUAACUGAAAGAUAAAAAAAUUAGUAAUAAUAAGGAAAUGACAAUGAAUAAAAUAAAUUAUAGCCUAGUGAUUAGCAAGGGUUUAAUUCUACUGAAAAUAAAAUAAACGAAGAAAAUAAUCCAGAAAAUAUACAUAUUUAGCGCUUGGAUCCUGUGAAUAAUGACAAAGGAUGUUGUGCCAAAUGUGAAAUAUUUUGA